ACGGCCCAGUCGGUAUGGCCAAAAACCACCUGACUGACCAAAUGUCAAAACCUUGACCUAACCUAAAAAUCACGCAAUAAUUCCGCCAAAAACCGUAAAAAAUGCCCAAACUGGCGUGAUAUAAUGUCAAGACUAUUGUUCCAAAUCACAUUAUGCAACCCGAAAGUGUUAGGUAAUUCAUACAGCCCCACUUUGCUCCUCAAGCAACACGUCUACUUCACGUUACCUGCAGCCACUUAUGUAAAUAAAUCCGACCGGAAGGCGACCACAGUCGCCCUCACUGAAGACGUCACCAAAGCAUUUCCCGAAAAACCAUCGAUAAUCCCAGCAUGGCGGCCCACGCCUUCCACCGACCGUUCAAACAUCAUCCAACACUACCUCAAACUGUCCAAAAUCCGCCUCACAACCCUUGUUGUGGUCACCUCGAUGGCGGGCUACGCCGUCGCCCCCGCGCCCUUCGAAUGGGGGCCCUUUGCCCUGUGCAUUGCCGGGACGGGGCUGUUGUCGGCCGCCGCUAACGCCGUCAACCAGUUCCAUGAAGUCCCGUUUGACGCACAAAUGAACAGGACCAAGCAUCGGGUGCUAGUCUGCGGCCGCUUGACCCCCCUUCAUUCAAUCUUAUUUGCCGCAACUACAAGUUUGAGUGGGUUGGCCAUUUUGAAUUUUGGGGUUAAUGGACUUACUGCCACUUUGGGGCUAACUAAUUUCAUCCUCUAUACGUCGAUUUACACCCCAAUGAAGCGGAUGAGCAUCCUGAACACGUGGGUGGGCUCAAUCGUUGGUGCCAUUCCCCCGUUGAUGGGUUGGGCCGCCUGUGCCAAUUCCCUGGGGCCGGGAGCGUGGCUCAUGGCGGCCCUUUUGUACAGUUGGCAAUUCCCGCAUUUCAACGCCUUGUCCUGGAAUUUGCGCCCGGAUUACUCCAGGGCCGGCUACCGGAUGAUGGCGGUCACAGAUCCGGGCUUGUGUCGACGAGUGGCCCUGAGACAUACCGUAGCCCUUGAGGCGAUGACGAUAGCAGCGCCCUUUUUAGACGUUACCAACUGGUGGUUCGUUUUAGAAGCCUCACCGUUGAAUUUGUAUUUUAUUUAUUUAGCGUAUGAUUUUUACAAAGAUUCGUCCAGUCAGAGCUCCCGGAAGUUGUUCCGGUUUUCGUUGAUUCACUUGCCGUUGUUGAUGAUUUUGUUUCUAGUAAAUAAAAAGAAGUGGUUCGUUUUCGAUGAAGACACCGAACGUAGUUGUAGUGUAAAAAAUGUAGAAACUGUUUGUUGAAUCAAUAAAUAAAUUAUUUUGGAAAAA
Molecule: messenger RNA, 1296 nt
Organism: Tribolium castaneum (red flour beetle)
Lineage: Eukaryota; Metazoa; Arthropoda; Insecta; Coleoptera; Tenebrionidae
Gene: Cox10
Product: protoheme IX farnesyltransferase, mitochondrial
Exons: 6
Coding region: 124-1269 (381 amino acids)
Biological process (GO): heme A biosynthetic process
Cellular component (GO): mitochondrial membrane; mitochondrion
Molecular function (GO): protoheme IX farnesyltransferase activity
Source: RefSeq, a predicted model, not a curated record